AUGUGUUAUGUAGGUGAGGUUAACAAGCUUGACUCACACGGCUUCCGUAACUCACUGCGUCACUUCCGGUCCGUCGCUUUUGUGUUGUUAUGGCGGCGUUUUAAACUGACGGAAGUAUCGCUCCAAAAUAUAGAUACGAAGAUGAUGCUGCAGGAAGGAGGGCAGACGAGCUUUCGGGAACCGGGCCGCUGGGGCACUUCGGGCUCUGUCCAGACUCGGAAUGGUUUUCCCCUUCAGACGCAGCUGCUCUUUAACAGAUCUAUCCCAGCCUGCGCCUUCAACCGUGUCACACAGGCGGGCCCUCCACCGCCCAUCGUGAUCGAGAAGCUGGCUCCGCCAAAGCAGAAUGUGGAGGAAAUCGCUGGUGGAUCCCUGCGCUUCUCUGUGCUCUCUGAGGAGAGGCUGUUGGCGGCUGUCAGGCUGGCAAAGAGGGACCUGCGGCGUUUGCGUAGGGAGCCCACGAACUGCGCCUCCCUGUGGCGGCAGCCGGAGCAGCAGGCCGAGGGUUGCCAAGGCCCUAAGCACCAGCAGUGCCACCUGCAGGAUGGGGCUGCCUCUACGGGGAAGGAAAAAGCAACCAUCUUGAAGGAGAAGGUGACACAGUCUGGAGCUCGGGUGCUGGUGUACACCCCCCAGAAAACCCCGCUGUCUCCUGGCCAGUCUCCACCAACGCGUGACCCCGGCCCACAGUCCAGAGAACCUCAGCUCAGCCGGGAGAUCCGGAGACUGCAGAAGGAGCUGAGCACCUACAUACAGAGGAUCGAGCAGCUGUUUGACAGAGGUGGACCGGCAAAGGAGGACGUGGAGCCAGAAGAUGCACGACGGGCGGAAACCCGCAGGCAGGAGCAAGCUGUGAGAUCAGCUCGCAUCAUCUACGUGCUAAAGCAGCAGGUAAAGGAGAUCCAGGAAGAUCUGGAAAAGCUUUGUUCACAGAAGAUAAAGCAUUCAAAAAAAUCAAGAGCAAUGGAUCGCCUGGCAGCCGCUCACAGAGGGGCGGUACGAGCCAUACAGGCCUUUGUCACUCAGCUGUCAGACCAAUCGGAGAGCGGGAUGCCCUCCCAUUACAAGGAGCUGGGCCAGCUGAUUCGCCAGCUGUCCCUGUGCUCUGCCAAGAUGGAGGCAAGGCGGGGCUCAGCCGUCCCUGACACCGCCAUUGACAUUCUGCAGAGGCUUGAGGCUCUGGACUCGGCGCUCAGCAGGCAGGAGAAGCUGGUGAGAAACAGCAGCUGCCCUGGUGGACAGAAGGCACCCAACACCUCACGGCAUAGCGGCUCACCUCCCCGGAGGCCCCCCCAGCCCAAUGUCGCGAGGAAGGUCCGGCGAGACAGGAAGGCUGCUGCCUCUCGACUCCAAAAUUGCGAGCCCCCCAACCCAGUCCGUCAGCAGGUGCUCAGGGCAGGGCUGGAGAGGCUGAUACGUGCAGGGAGGCUUGGGGAGCAGCAGGCAGGGCAGGGGGAGGAGCCUCGGGGCCCCCCCCGCCCCCAGGGGGUCCUCCUGCCCGAAAGGAGCCAGAGCGGCCCGCCCCGCACCGGCGGGUUUCAGCAACCCACCGUGUCGUCCCGCCUGAAGGCGAGCCAGCCUCCCCAGAGAGGUGGCACCAUCCCCUGGGUUCCCACGUCCCCCCACGCCUCGCCCCCCCGCAGGACUGUGAGGAAUUCCCUGGAGCCUCGCUGCCUCUUCUCUGCGUCGCCACCUGCCUCGAGCCCCGUGGGCCAGGGCGUUAUCCUGGAGGAGGGGGCCACACGGCGGGAGCCCGGCCUGGGCCCCAAUGAGAUGCGGCAGGUCCAUGCUGAAGCCCUCAGGCAGGCCUGGCUGGACAGGGAGACGACGCGGAGACUGCGGGAGCUGCAGCGGCUGAGCGCAGAGGAGGCCGAGCUCAAGCGCAGAGUGGAGGUGCUGUCUCCCGCUCGUCGGGCUGAGACCGCUGAGCUCAAGCCGACAUGCAGACCCCAGCCACCCAGUGGAGCUACAGUGAAGGAUGGUGGUUCAGGGGGCAGUCAGGAAGCCUCCCUACGGCAGCUGCUGUCUGAACGGGCCGCGGGCCAGGUAGCAGGGAGUGCUGACCUGCUGAGCGACGCCAUACUGGAUGAUCUGCUGGAGGACACGGCGCAGGCCCUGUGGGCUGUCGAGCUGGGGAGGGAAGCGGAGGACCGGCUGCAGGCCCCCACUCUGGAGAGCAUGCUGAUCAGGAUGGAGGAGAUGGAGAGAGAUGAGGAAGCGGUUCGCCGUCGUUUCACACACGUCUCCUACUAUGACUCCCGGCUCUGGGAGAUGGAGCAGGACGCAGGUGAGCAGGCACCUCCUAGGGUGGCUUCUGGCUCAAGGCUUAAGUCUCCUCAGCCCAUCCGGCUCACCAAGGCAGCCCUGAAACAGCAGCCCACAGCAGACAUCCUCCUGGGGAGACCUGUGGAGGCCAGCCCCCUGCCAGAGACCUCUGUCACAGAUGACCCCCCAGCUGAAAUGUGGCCCCCCCGCACUGGGGCCGGCACGGUGCUCUUCCUUCCGCCUGCCGCCCAGAGGAGCCUGCUCGGGUACUGGGAGCGGCACCAAGCGUACCUGCGGUUGGUGUCGCACGAGGCCGUGGGCAGCUUUGACCCCUGGGCCCUCGCUGACAGCCUGGCAGACGAGCUGCUGGACGAGGCCCUGGCAGAAGUGGCAGGGGAGUUCCAGGAUGCCUGUGAGGAAUACGCCGAGGCCGUGUUCACCUCCGAGUUCCAGCAGCAUGGCUGAGCUUCAGGGCAAGCUGAGAGGGGGCGGGGCCCGUGUUGGGGGCCCGUGUUGGGGCCAGCUCCUGAUCCUCGGUGCAGUGUGUCUUUCAGAACGUAUGGUGUCAGUAUUGGGGUAUAAAGCAGCCAGCAUCCAAACAAUGUGUUUUUAUUUGCUCUGCGUUUUUAAUAUGUUUAUUAUGCAUCAUAUUUAUUAUAUGCAAAAGAUCGCUGCAUAAUUGUUGAAUAAAUUUAGUAUCUUUCAUGA
Messenger RNA from Paramormyrops kingsleyae, 2973 nucleotides. RefSeq names its product KIAA0753 ortholog. Lineage: Eukaryota; Metazoa; Chordata; Actinopteri; Osteoglossiformes; Mormyridae. Gene Ontology annotation, cellular component: centriolar satellite; microtubule organizing center. The record is from RefSeq and is a predicted model, not a curated record. Gene Ontology annotation, biological process: protein localization to centrosome; centriole replication.